Molecule: messenger RNA, 1255 nt
Organism: Propithecus coquereli (Coquerel's sifaka)
Lineage: Eukaryota; Metazoa; Chordata; Mammalia; Primates; Indriidae
Gene: VPS26C
Product: Down syndrome critical region 3
Exons: 8
Coding region: 219-1112 (297 amino acids)
Biological process (GO): intracellular protein transport
Cellular component (GO): endosome
Source: RefSeq, a predicted model, not a curated record
GGCGGGGCGAAGGGUGAUAGCCCUUCUCCCCGCGCUAAGGCCCGCUCCUGCGCCGGAAGGAGGAAGGCGUGGGGCGUAGGCCCUCUCCGAGCUGCGGAGUCGGUCCGACGUAGGUGCGAGGUCACGUGACACCACUGUCAGAGUGGAGGAGCGGGACCGCCCCCGUUCCCUUUCGGUCACGCGCUGCCGGAAGUGGUGGCUGCUGCAGAGAAUUUGAGAUGGGGACCUCCCUCGACAUCAAGAUUAAAAGAGCGAAUAAGGUUUAUCACGCCGGGGAAAUACUCUCUGGCGUGGUGGUCAUAUCUAGUAAGGAUUCCAUUCAGCACCAAGGGGUGUCUUUGACCAUGGAAGGAACUGUAAACCUCCAGCUCAGUGCCAAAAGUGUGGGCGUGUUUGAAGCUUUUUAUAAUUCUGUUAAGCCUAUCCAGAUUAUCAACAGCACCAUAGAAAUGGUAAAGCCAGGGAAAUUUCCCAGUGGCAAAACAGAAGUUCCUUUCGAAUUUCCUCUGCACGUGAAGGGUAACAAAGUUCUGUACGAGACUUACCACGGGGUGUUUGUCAACAUUCAGUAUACGCUGCGCUGUGACAUGAGGCGGUCCCUGUUGGCCAAGGACUUGACAAAGACCUGUGAAUUUAUCGUUCACUCUGCCCCUCAGAAGGGGAAGUUGACUCUGAGUCCUGUGGACUUCACGAUCACGCCUGAAACCUUACAGAACGUCAAAGAGAGAGCCUUGCUCCCCAAAUUUCUCAUCAGAGGACAUCUCAACUCAACGAACUGCGUCAUCACGCAGCCGCUCACGGGGGAGCUGGUGGUGGAGAGCUCGGAGGCCGCCAUCAGGAGCAUAGAGCUGCAGCUGGUGCGCGUGGAGACCUGCGGGUGUGCAGAAGGCUAUGCCCGCGAUGCCACAGAGAUUCAAAACAUCCAGAUCGCUGAUGGGGAUGUUUGUAGGAGCCUCUCUGUCCCCAUAUACAUGGUCUUCCCCAGGCUGUUCACCUGCCCUACGCUGGAGACCACCAACUUCAAAGUGGAAUUUGAGGUUAACAUUGUUGUGCUCCUUCAUGCUGAUCACCUUAUCACGGAGAACUUCCCGUUGAAGCUCUGCAGGAUAUAGCCCGGGAGGAGGGAAGCACAGAAAACAAGCGUGGCCACGUGGAAAUCCAGCUGGGUUCCGACUUUUUCAGGGAGCUACAACCAGCAGCAUGUACUUGUUUUCGUGAUUAUUCUGUAUCAGAAAUGAAAUGGACUCCUGAAAUU